CUCCUGUCCUCAUAACCAGAGGGCUUACAGGCUUUCCUCGCCGCAAUGAAAGUUAUCAAUCCUGGCAAAGGCGUUCUCGAGGGCGUCACACUAUUAGACUCUGUGACGCAGAAGCCAAAAUGCCAUCGUUUCUCGCGUGUGCCGUAUGCUACCCCACCUGUCGGCCACUAUCGUUGGCGAAAACCACAACCUCUUCCUGAAUCGUUUUCGUACGGAUCAGAUGCAGCUCCAGGGCAAUACAGGAAGCCGAGCUCUGUCUGCCCUCAGCCUCGAGUCUUUGGACGUCAAUCCCCGAGGCAUGAUGAAGACUGUUUACAGUCAAACAUUUGGGUUCCUCUCGGGAAACCCCCCAAGGAUGGAUGGCCCGUACUCUUUUACAUUCAUGGCGGUUUCCUUCAAUUCGGCUCCAACAACUAUGAUGACCCCUCGGCUCUCAUUGCUGAAACGGACGUCAAAUGCAUCAUCGUCUCGCCCGGGUAUCGACUUGGGCUGUUCGGAUUCCUGGCAUCCAGAGAACUAUGGGAAGACGGCUCACCAGCUGCAAAUUUCGGAUUCUGGGAUCAACGUCUGGCUCUGGAAUGGACUUACGAGAACAUCAGAUAUUUCGGUGGUAAUCCGGAGAACAUCACAGUGGGUGGUCUCUCUGCAGGGUCAUAUGCUACAUUUCACCAACUUGCUUAUGACAUUGGGCCGAAUGCUAGAGAGCAAAUAAUUCGACGUGUGUUUCAAUUAUCGAAUGGAUGCGGCGUACAGCCCAAGGUUUUGUCUGAAGUGCAGCAGCAAUUCGACGAUCUGCUAUAUGUUUUGGGGGUCUCUUCAAGCGACAGUCCUGCCGAGAAGGUGAAGAAGCUGAGGAGCUUGCCAGCAGAUCUGCUUGUCACUGCCGUUGAUUCUAUGAAGCAAAAGUUCUUCCGUCCCAUCCUUGACGGCGAUUUCAUGUCGGAGGAUCUCUUCCCAAGCAUAUUUUCGGGACGUUUCGGGGAACGCCUCAAUCAGCUCGGAAUUCAGACAGUCAUUGGAGAUCUGACGCAAGAGUUCCAUGGGUACAAGAACGUGUACCCGCCAACAUCUUACCACAGCUUGAUUGAUCGACUUAGUUGGGACUACCCUCGACACGUUGCAGAAGCAGUCUCUACUCCUUACAAGUCUUCGGUUGUGUCGCUUUCGAAAGAGUAUUGGAAAGACAUCUUUGGGAGACUCUAUGCCGAUAUGCAAAUUCAUUCCACUAUGCGAGGAUACGUUAACUCGAUCUCGAUGUCACUGCCAAUUUCUACCAUCCACCGAUACAGAAUCGACUGGCGGACUAAGAGUGUUGACAAGAAAUUUCCAAGGGAAUUUGGCGCCACCCAUACUACGGACAUGUCAAUUUGGUUCUUUGGAAAUGGGGACACUCUCGAAGAUUCGGAGAAAGUCUUCAUUCGAGAAUGGCUAAAGCCGAUAGCUGCCUUCAUCGAUGGUAGAAAGGUGGCAUGGGGCACAAAAUCAGUAGAUCAAGUAAGGUACAUUACCGCAGAUGGAAAGAUCGAAGUCCUGGAAGAUGAGGUCUGGAAAGCCAAGUUGCCGAUAUGGGAGGUGACGAGGGAGGUGACAAAGGCAACUCCGUUAUCGAAACCAAGACUUUAAGAAUUUGUCGUCCAGUUUGGUAGCUCCUGAGACAAAUAGUCUCAAGACGAGAUUACGAUUAUUUGAGAGAUUUUGAACCUUGUCUUCUUAGGCAGCCUUUCCUGAAUCAGACUUAAAUACGGAAAUUUGAUUUUACAGGAGGUCAGCUCUCAGAGAGCAA
Messenger RNA from Mollisia scopiformis, 1783 nucleotides. RefSeq names its product carboxylesterase-like protein. The transcript has 2 exons. NCBI's taxonomy places the organism in Eukaryota, Fungi, Ascomycota, Leotiomycetes, Helotiales, Mollisiaceae. The record is from RefSeq and is a predicted model, not a curated record. The coding region runs from base 46 to 1623 and encodes 525 amino acids.